AUUACCCAAUGGCUAAAUCGACAGGGAUCGUGAGUGAUUUGGUCACAUGGCUUCAUGAAGAGAGCUAUAGUGAGAAGGGUCUUCGGUGUUCCCCGGGAGGGUACGGACCGAGCCAUGGUGAAACUGAGACCAGGGAGUGCUUGUAUUACAACGUCAACUGGGAGAUUGAAAAGACGAACCAGAGCGGCGUGGAGCGCUGCGAGGACGAGAAGGACAAGCGCUCGCACUGCUACGCAUCCUGGCGCAACAACUCAGGCGCCAUCGUGCUGGUGAAGAAGGGCUGCUGGCUUGACGACUUCAACUGCUACGACAGGCAGGAGUGCGUAGCCACUGAGGAGAACCCAUCCGUGUUCUUCUGCUGCUGUGAGGGCAACUACUGCAAUGAGAGGUUCACCCAUCUGCCUGACGCCAGCGGCCCAGUGAUCCGGGCCCCGCCGUCCACGCCCUCCACGCUGACUGUCCUGGUCUACUCCCUGCUUCCCGUUUCCGUGCUCUCGGUCAUCCUGCUGCUCGCCAUCUGGAUGUAUCGCCACCGCAAGCCGCCGUACGGCCAGGUCGACCUUAACGAGGAUCCUGGCCCGUCCCCACCCUCCCCUCUGGUCGGCCUUAAACCUUUGCAGUUAUUGGAGAUCAAAGCCAGGGGGCGCUUUGGCUGCGUUUGGAAGGCUCAGCUGAUGAACGAAUAUGUAGCUGUGAAGAUCUUUCCGAUUCAGGACAAACAAUCUUGGCAGAACGAGCGGGACGUCUUCAUCACGCCGGGGAUGAAGCACGAGAACCUGCUACGGUACAUCGGGGCGGAGAAGCGCGGCGCCAACCUGGAGACGGAGCUGUGGCUAAUCACAGAGUUCCACGAGAACGGGUCCUUGACGGAUUACCUGAAAGGCAGUGUGGUUAGCUGGAGCGAGCUGUGUCACAUCGCCCAGACCAUGGCCCGUGGGCUUGCCUAUCUGCACGAGGACAUACCUCGGCACCGGGGACAAGGGUCCAAACCUGCCAUCGCCCACAGGGACUUCAAAAGCAAAAAUGUCUUGUUGAAGAAUGACCUGACGGCCAUUAUUGGAGACUUCGGUCUUGCCGUUCGGUUUGAGCCGGGAAAACCGCCAGGCGACACUCACGGUCAGGUCGGAACCAGGAGGUACAUGGCUCCGGAAGUCCUAGAAGGAGCCAUCAAUUUCCAACGCGACUCUUUUCUGAGGAUAGACAUGUACGCUAUGGGCCUGGUGUUGUGGGAGCUGGUGUCUCGCUGUAAGGCCGUGGACGGUCCGGUUGAUGAGUACAGGCUGCCCUUCGAAGAGGAGAUUGGGCAACACCCGUCACUGGAGGACCUGCAGGAAGUUGUUGUCCAUAAGAAGAUGAGGCCGACAUUCAAGGACUGGUGGUUAAAGCACACGGGCCUGGAACAGAUAUGCGAGACCAUCGAGGAGUGUUGGGACCAUGAUGCAGAGGCACGCCUGUCCGCCGGCUGUGUGGAGGAGCGCAUCAGCCAGAUCAACAGACUCACGAGCGGCAUUACCUCAGACUGCCUGGUCUCCACAGUGACUUCAGUCACCAACGUGGACUUCCCGCCCAAAGAGUCCAGCAUCUGAGCCCGUCAGCCUGAGAGUUGACUGAACGGAAAACACGACUUUUUCCCUCUCUCUCUCUCUCUCUCUCUCUCU
Paramormyrops kingsleyae is the source of this 1658-nucleotide messenger RNA. It is a transcript of the gene acvr2ba, whose product is annotated as activin A receptor type 2Ba. Gene Ontology annotation, molecular function: activin binding; ATP binding; activin receptor activity. Gene Ontology annotation, biological process: cellular response to growth factor stimulus; protein phosphorylation; activin receptor signaling pathway. Gene Ontology annotation, cellular component: activin receptor complex; plasma membrane. Lineage: Eukaryota; Metazoa; Chordata; Actinopteri; Osteoglossiformes; Mormyridae. The record is from RefSeq and is a predicted model, not a curated record.